Messenger RNA from Porites evermanni, 744 nucleotides. The record is from the annotation of a GenBank genome assembly. Lineage: Eukaryota; Metazoa; Cnidaria; Anthozoa; Scleractinia; Poritidae.
AUGAAGUUUUCUUAUUGCUGUUUUUCAAAGCUGAAAUGAAUCUACAUUGCUCAGGAGUAUAACAAAUUGUCAAUGGUGAAGGAAGGGCACAUCUCACUUGUCCAAUAUUUUUGUUUAUUUUUUUUGUUUAUUUUUUCCUCCAUUUAUUUAUUUUACAGAUAGAUGGCCUUUAAUUUACUUUAAUUUACUUUCAUGACUUAAUCCCUUUAAGGUUACUGACUAUUGAAGUAAUAAUGUCCAAAACGAAACACACGUUUCAUUGUCAUCUCACCAAAAAUAUCAAUAUCAAACUCAAGAGUGUUUCAUGUUAUAUUCAGACACUGAGAAGUGGUUUGAAAAAAGGGUUUUGCAAGACCCACUUUGAGGAUUCUGGAUAUUGGAUGAAAUACUGCGUGGAAUUUAAUACAAAAAUGUAUAGCUUCUCUCACAAACAAGACGUUUUGAAGAAAUUCAACGCUUAAGUUCACGAAAUCAUAUAGGAGUUGCCUCUGAUAUCCGAACCACUGUCAAAGUAGUGAUUUCCUUGGUUUGUUAUCGUGGAUUACUUUUUGAGAAUCAAGCUCAUUUGUGGCCUUUGAUUUACANGGAGUUGUAAGAGGACGUGGCAGAGGAACACCAGUGAGAAGCAGACCACUUCCAAGAACAACACGGGUGUGGACAAGAGACAGUGCUUCAUUAGACCAUCGACCAAGGCGGAUCAGUGUUGGAGAAAUAACGACUGAACAGAAGGAAGAUAUUACAUAG